AUAUAAGAGCAUAAAUCGUCUGAGGUAAGGAUUUGUUGUUUACGUGAUACGAUCGGAGUUGCAAUUAAAAGAGAUAUCAAACGGGAAAAUGAACAUGGAAUGGAAGAUCGUCGUUCCUUUGCUCGCGGUGGCCUUUACCGUGGCGAGCGCCGGUUUGAUCGGAGGCCCCAUGGACGCAAAUAUGAACGAAGAAGGAAUGAGAAACGCCCUGCAGUUCGCCGUGGUCGAACACAACAAGAAAACAAACGACAUGUUUGUCAGGCAGGUGGCCAAGGUUGUCAAAGCGCAGAGACAGGUCAGUUCCUCUUCCCUUUAUUAGUUCAACGACAAUAUCAUUUUGGUAGUUUAUUGUGUAGUCUACCCAGUGAACAAAAUGACGUUGAAAAUACGUAUAUUCCAGACGUCGAAAUUAGGUUCAUUGUUGGUUCUGAAUGUAUAUUGAAAAUAUGUAUUUUCCGGAUGUUGACAAAAGGUAUUUUCAGGAUGUUGAAAACACCUAUUUUCCGGAAGUUGGAUAUACCUAAUUUAUGGAAGUUGAAAAUACUUUCUUUUGUCAUUGUUUCUAUGGAAAAAUUUCAACUGUACAUUCACUUAUAUCUACAGUCGUGGUCAAAAGUUUUGAGAAUUACACAAGUAUUGGUCUUCACAAAGUUCGCUGCUUCAGUGUUAUGAGAUAUUUUUGUCAGAUGUUACUAUAGUAUACUGAAGUAUUAUUACAAGCAUUCCAUAAGUGUCAAAGGCUUUUAUUGACAAUUACAUUACGUUUAUGCAAAGAGUCAAUAUUUGCAGUGUUGACCCUUCUUUUUCAAGACCUCUGCAAUCCGCCCUGGCAUGCUGUCAAUUAACUUCUGGGCCACAUCCUGACUGAUGGCAGCCCAUUCUUGCAUAAUCAAUGCUUGGAGUUUGUCCGAAUUUGUGGGUUUUUGUUUGUCCACCCACCUCUUGAGGAUCGACCACAAGUUCUCAAUGGGAUUAAGGUCUGGGGAGUUUCCUGGCCAUGGACCCAAAAUGUCGAUGUUUUGUUCCCCGAGCCACUUAGUUAUCACUUUUGCCUUAUGGCAAGGUGCUCCAUCAUGCUGGAAAAGGCAUUGGUCGUCACCAAACGUUCUUGGAUUGUUGGGAGAAGUUGCUCUCGUAGGAUGUGUUUGUACCAUUCUUUAUUCAUGGCUGUGUUCUUAGGCAAAAUUGUGAGUGAGCCCACUCCCUUGGCUGAGAAGCAACCCCACACAUGAAUGGUCUCAGGAUGCUUUACUGUUGGCAUGACACAGGACUGAUGGUAGCGCUCACCUUGUCUUCUCCGGACAAGGUGUUUUCCGGAUGCCCCAAACAAUCGGAAAGGGGAUUCAUCAGAGAAAAUGACUUUACCCCGGUCCUCAGCAGUCCAAUCUCUGUACUUUUUGCAGAAUAUCAGUCUGCCCUGAUGUUUUUCCUGGAGAGAAGUGGCUUCUUUGCUGCCCUUCUUGACACCAGGCCAUCCUCCAAAAGUCUUCGCCUCACUGAGUGUGCAGAUGCACUCACACCUGCCUGCUGCCAUUCCUGAGCAAGCUCUGCACUGGUGGUGCCUCGAUCCCGCAGCUGAAUCAACUUUAGGAGACGGUCCUGGCGCUUGCUGGACUUUCUUGGGCGCCCUGACGCCUUCUUCACAACAAUUGAACCUCUCUCCUUGAAGUUCUCGAUGAUCCGAUAAAUGGUUGAUUUUGGUGCAAUCUUAUUAGCAGCAAUAUCCUUGCCUGUGAAGCCCUUUUUAUGCAAAGCAAUGAUGACGGCACGUGUUUCCUUGCAGGUAACCAUGGUUAACAGAGGAAGAACAAUGAUUUCAAGCACCACUGUCCUUUUUAAAGCUUCCAGUCUGUUAUUCUAACUCAAUCAGCAUGACAGAGUGAUCUCCAGCCUUGUCCUCGUCAACACUCUCACCCUUGUUAAUGAGAGAAUCACUGACAUGAUGGCAGCUGGUCCUUUUGUGGCAGGGCUGAAAUGCAGUGGAAAUGUUUUUUGGCGAUUAAGUUCAUUUUCAUGGCAAAGAGGGACUUUGCAAUUAAUUGCAAUUCAUCUGAUCACUCUUCAUGACAUUAUGGAGUAUAUGCAAAUUGCCAUCAUCAAAACUGAGGCAGCAGACUUUGUGAAAAUUAGUAUUUGUGUCAUUCUCAAAACCUUUGACCAUGACUGUACAUGUCAAUGAAGAAAGCAUUAUCACAUUCAACAUUUUAAUUCAAAAUAAAAUAAAUUAGCAAACUGAAGAUUGCAGUAUGGCAUAUUUAUUAUAAUAAUACAUUCCUCCCAUCUGUCACAUGCACUUAUGUUAUCUUUUUCAAAAAGCUUUAAAGCUGGCAGCGAUGAUGUUCAAAAUAACCCAACCAAAAUAAUAAACCAACUACAAUGACAUUCUUAGGAACGGUUACAAAAAUACUUGUUUCUUGCAAUUACUGAUAUACUGUUUAUCUAGCUUAGUUGAAUGCACUGACUGUAAGUCGCUCUGGAUAAACUGAAUGACCAAAAUGUAAAAAACUAACAAAGCAUGCUGGGUAUUAUUCUAAAGAGCUUUGCCCUAAACAUGUACAAAUUUGGUCAGUCCUGACCAGACCAAAUCUGAAAGAAUCAUAGACAUCGAGGCGAUGUUUCACAAGUUUGAACAGCACAGUACAGUACGGCACAGUACAGAGGUUUAUUUAGUAAAGUACAGUACAAUAUAGUUUAAUUCCGUAGAGUAAAGUAGGGUACAAUAUGGUACAUUAUACUGUGUUGUACUGUACUGUACUGAACUAUACUUCAUUUUCUCUGCUGUGCUGUACUGUACCGUACUGUGUUGCGCUCUACUGUGCUGUGUUGCGCUCUACUGUACCGUGCUGUAUUGCGCUCUACUGUACUAUAGCUUACUGUGCUACACUGUGCUGUACUGUGCUGUGCUCUACCGUUCUGUGUUGCGCUCUACUAUACUGUACCGUACCGCGCUCUACUGUACUGUGCUGUGCUGUCCAAACUUGUGAAACAUAGAUGUCUAUGAUAUGUUCAGAUAUGGACCAAAUCAAGGCCGUUCCGGGCUGGACCAAAUCUGAACCAAACAUAGACGCCCAAAAUACAUCGGGUCCGUGCUUACUGGGUAGUUUGCUCAUGUUUCAUUCCUCAAGUGAAAUGGGCCUAAUCAUUUAACUGUAAAUCGCUCUGGAUAAGAGCGUCUGCUAAAUGACUGAUGUAGAAAAUGUAAAUGGUAGAAAAUGUAAAUGUAUCUUAUUGUCAGGAAUUAUACAAUGGGUGGGUCUAAUCCUGAAUACUGAUUGGUUAAAACCGCAUUCCAGCCGGUAUCUAUUCCACAAGUUACCACCGGCUAAAUCUAUGACGUUAAAAUGCCUUUUUACUCUGUUAUGUCUAACUGUGCAAUCCACUGGCUCAUUAGCCCAGCCAUGCAAUUUAUAAACUUGAUCUCCACUAUAAAAAGCAUCUAGACAUUAUCUGUGGUCCUCUGUAGCUCAGCUGGUAGAGCACGGCGCUUGUAACGCCAAGGUAGUGGGUUCGAUCCCCGGGACCACCCAUACACAAAAAAUGUGUGCACGCAUGACUGUAAGGCGCUUUGGAUAAAAGCGUCUGCUAAAUGGCUUAUUAUUAUUAUUAUUAUUAUUAUUAUUAUUAUUAUCUCACAUUUCUUUUAGACUGACAUUUAGUUUUCAACAGUGGAGAUUUGUAUAAACUUUGUUGUGUCUCUCCAACAUUUGCAACAUUGUUUCAAUAUUCAGAUUCGAUUUCCAGCUGUCCCAUAGUAAUGAAUGUGUCGGGAGUUGGGAUGAGACGGACAGACAGGCAGCGUUUCUCAGCCAGUCGAAAUCAUGAAUCAGCUGGCAUAAUUUGUAUGGAAAUAUACAAAGAAAUCGGAGGGGAAAAAAAGGUAAAACGAAACGAUUGUGUUAGCUGUGUUGUUGGCUAGCUCCUCUGAACAACAGUGUCCUGACAAGUGAGCACGUUUUCUAUGCCUGGCGAAAUCGCGCCUCAUUAGCUCAUUGUUAUGGAUGUAUCCAAAUAAAUGUCACUAGAAUACAGCUUAAGCGAAUGCAAAUGCAGCUACUUUGCUGUUAUUCUGGCUGCACUUUUUGACGUGACUGUAAGUUAGCUGUAGUUGGCAAACUAGCAAGCAAGGGAUAAGAACAUUGCCAGCCAGUAUGGCAAAGGAACAUUUAGAACGAACGACUGGGUCACGUCUCUAGCAACCGAACCGAUAGAACGAACGACCAGCCAGCUUGGGUAGCAACCUUAGAUUUGUGUCGGGACUAUAGCUUGUGGAAGGAUGAAGUAGUAUGAAUAAAUAUAUCAAAAUAAAGUUUUUAAUAAAAAUGUCAGUCAUUAUUUGAAUAUGUUGGUAACCCUAUUCAUUUCUAAACCAGGCAAGCAUCUGCGCUGAUUUGAGAACACAACAUAGUAGCAAGCAGAAGGGGAGGAUCGUGGAUGGGAUUGUCACACCCUGGCUCUGGGACUCUAUAUGUUGAGCCAGGGUGUGUUCAUUCUAUGUGUUUUUCUAUGUUGGUAAUUCUGGUGUGUUUAUUUCUAUGUUGGCUAGAGUGACUCCCAAUCAGAGGCAACGAGUGUCAGCUGUCGUUGGUUGUCUCUGAUUGGGAGCCAUAUUUAUACUGUCUAUUUUCCCUUUGUGUUUGUGGGUUCUUGUUCCGUGUUUGGUCAUUGAUACCGUGGACGUCACGAGUCGUUUCUUGUUUUGUAUUUCAUGUUUAAAACUUUAACUAAUUAAAGUAUGUUUGUUCAUCACGCUGCGCCUUGGUCUGUUCCUUACCUUGAUCGUGACAGGGAUUCUGGUUUUACCUGUUCAAUUAUUUAUCAUCAGUGCAUGAUAGGGAAAAGAGACUCUAGGAUUAGGCCUAAAUGCUGUUUACCAGCUCUGUUAGUUGACCUCAUAGCCUGAGUGCCAGUGUUUGUGCUAUAAUGUGCUUUGUUUUGCAUGACAGUUCUGUAAGGAGUUGGCAAAAGAGCAGAUAUAGACUGCCACCAUGGCCUAAUCUAAAAGGACAUGGACAAUCAGUAAAACUUGGAAAAUUACUUUGAAAGCAGAUAUGAUUACUGUAUAUGUGAAUGAUAUGAUCCCAUGACAUGAUGGCCAUGAUUAAAAGGAUUCUGUGUAACCCACCCUCUUGUAUUCCACCCUGUUGUAACCCACCCGCUUGUAUCCCAGCCUCUUGUAUCCCAGCCUCUUGUAUCCCAGCCUCUUGUAUCCCAGCCUCUUGUAUCCCAGCCUCUUGUAUCCCAGCCUCUUGUAACCCAGCCUCUUGUAUCCCAGCCUCUUGUAUCCCAGCCUCUUGUAUCCCAGCCUCUUGUAACCCAGCCUCUUGUAACCCAGCCUCUUGUAUCCCAGCCUCUUGUAUCCCAGCCUCUUGUAUCCCAGCCUCUUGUAUCCCAGCCUCUUGUAUCCCAGUCUCUUGUAACCCAGCCUCUUGUCUACAGGUGGUAUCUGGGAUGAAGUACAUCUUCACAGUGCAGAUGGCCAGGACCCCGUGCAGGAAGGGAGGUGUUGAGAAGGUCUGCUCCGUGCACAAGGACCCGGAGAUGGCUGCGGUAAGGACCACUAGGGCCUAGACUAGCCUGGUCCCGGAUCGGUUUGUGCUCAGGCGACUGGCACUGCAACUCAAUAUUAGGAAUAAUGUUUUGUACACUCAGUGUAUAUAGACUAAUGUGUGUGCAGCCUUUGGCCGUGUUCGAGAGCAUCAAAACUGUGAAUUGUGACUGACUGAUAAUGAAUAGUUAUUUAUGAUGCAAGUUGAUUUGUAGUUCAGGCAGUCGGCUGCAAUGUCGAACAAGCCCUUUGUCAAGCGUUCUGCUUGCUGAAAGGUUAUGUUAUUAUGCCAACUCAUGUUGCUUCAUGUUGCUUUCUGUCUCCUCAGCCCUACCAGUGCACCUUCGAGGUGUGGAGCCGCCCCUGGCUGAGCGAAAUCCAGAUGGUCAAGAACCAGUGCAAGCAGUAAAGACACAAUGAAGAGAAGAAGACUUCAAUCAAUGUCUAGUCUACCAAAUAACCAGUAUUAUCUAGUGUUAUUUGUUAGUCUUACCAAUGCAGUUCAACCUCCUUCUCAAGGAUAUAUUCAGAGAAUCCAACUAAUAACUGAUUUUAAAACGUAUUGCAUUCCCACACUAAUAUAAGCACUUAAUACAAACACUGCUAUCUUGAAAAUGUAGUAUUAAAAUGAUGCAACAGUUACCUAAAUAAAGAAAUGCUUUGGAACAUUUACA
Coregonus sp. 'balchen' is the source of this 6219-nucleotide messenger RNA. The record is from the annotation of a GenBank genome assembly. NCBI's taxonomy places the organism in Eukaryota, Metazoa, Chordata, Actinopteri, Salmoniformes, Salmonidae.